ACACGAGCAGAGCUAACUGAUAGCUGUCCUGUACUUAAACGGUUUGUGGGUUUGAACUUCCGGUAUCAUCCUGUGAUGUUGUAACUGGAUAGUUUCGAAACAGUUGCCGUAUUUAAACUCCGUAUCGCCUCGUUUUGGCUUGACUUUGUGUUGAAACUGUGUGAGUGGACUAACGGUUAGGUAAAUAUUAAUAACCUGACUGUAUUCAGGACUUGACGGCCAAACCGGGUAAUGUAAAUAUUUAAAGACAGACUCUUGCGCCCCCUACCGUUGACUUAUCGACAUAAAGGUAUAAAACUGCUCUGACUUUGAAUCAUAGAAGUUAAACUGCCUUGGAAAUCUCUUUACAGAAGCUGCUGUUUUUAUUUCGAACUUUAUUUUUUCGUGAAAUAAACAAGCUCAGCAAUGAGGAACUUUUUGACCAAAGCGGGCCUGUUAGGCUCGGUCUCAGUGGCCCUGGGCUCCAUGUGGUGGUCACAGCAGAAGACAGAAUCAGACACUUGCUCUUCAGAUGCAGCCGCUGCUAGCCCUGCUUCUCUGUACGAACUCAAACUGGUCCAGGUCUUGUUCCGCCAUGGCGCUCGGACGCCUCUUAAGUCCAUGCCUGAUGUGUUAGAGGCUCGGUGGGAUCCUACGCUCCUGGAGGCUCCGCCACACACACACAUCAACUACACAGUGACUGACCUUAAGGGCGGACCUCGUCCAACGGCUCCUGUAGAGGACAGCUAUCGGAGGAACACACUGAGUGGUGGCAGUUUCCCUGGUCAGCUGACCACAGUGGGCAUGCAGCAGCUGUAUGAGCUGGGCCAGAGGUUGAGGAAUAGAUAUAUAGAGGAGACGCCUUUCCUCAGCCCCACCUUUACCUCAGCAGAGGUCUACGUGCGCUCCACUAACAUUGUAAGGACUAUAGAGUCUGCCAAGUGCCUGAUAGCUGGACUCUUCCAGCAAAAGCAAAAAGAUAUUGUGUCCAUCCUGACAACAGAGGCAGAAUCUGAAAUUCUCUACCCUAACUAUCACGGAUGCAAGCUGCUGAAAGUCCUCAGUGGCCCCCGCUGGGCUGAGUUGUCCACUCUGCCUGGCAUUGCUUCAGACCUGCAGAGCAUCCUGAGUGCACUGGGGAUCGCUGCUCACCAGCACGUCGACUUCAUCCUCAUUAGGGAUGACAUGGUUGCCAGAGAGACUCAUGGCCUUCCCAUCCCGCCGGUACUGAACUCCUGGAGGAAUAAGGUGGAGGACAGAGCUGUGGACAUGAUGUGCCGGCUUUACGAACCCAGCAAGAGUGAGAAGCUCCAGCUGUCGGUGGGAUCUCUCCUCCACCUGCUGUUAGACAACAUUGAGAAGAAGCUACAGGACAGCUCAGCAGAGGCCAACAGGAAGUUGUUCCUUUACUCAGCCCAUGACACCACUCUGAUUCCCUGCCUCAUGGCUUUGGAAAUCUACGACAUGAAAUGGCCACCAUAUGCUGCUGAUAUCACUCUGGAGCUGCACCAACACCGGCAGACCGGAGAUGCAUUUGUAAAGGUGUCCUACAUAGGCCAGGAUCAACUCAUACCAGGUUGCAGUGGAGUCUACUGCCCCCUGCAGGAGUUCAAAAAGCUCCUCUCCGCAUACACAUUAAACCCUGAAGUCUACGUUACUCGCUGCAACAGCACAGGAGGACCCACUGAACCCUGAACUUUCAAGAAACACAAAACCCGUCUUGACAUUAUGCUCAG
Molecule: messenger RNA, 1715 nt
Organism: Cyprinodon variegatus (sheepshead minnow)
Lineage: Eukaryota; Metazoa; Chordata; Actinopteri; Cyprinodontiformes; Cyprinodontidae
Product: lysophosphatidic acid phosphatase type 6-like
Exons: 11
Coding region: 406-1674 (422 amino acids)
Biological process (GO): dephosphorylation
Molecular function (GO): phosphatase activity
Source: RefSeq, a predicted model, not a curated record